AUGGCUUCCGCUUCUUCUUCUUCCCGGACGACGACCUCCUCCAUCCGCGUCAACUGCAAAAGAGCUUUUGACUGGCAGCAAGAGGAAGGAGAAGCUCCUUCAGGCAGACUGGCAAGCGAACCCCACCUCCUCCUCAAACUCCACAGUGUGAUCGACGUUAAUAACAGAGAAAUAUCAAAAGCAACGUUCAUGUCGCGGCACAGUUUCAUCAACUGCAUCCCUUCAAACCUCAAAGCUUUCAUGCAGAAUACGGAGCCCCUCCCAAUGAACUUUUUAAUGGAAAACGAAGAAGCCGAGAUGACGAGGUUGCGUAUCUCCCACACCAUUGAAUAUCAUGUUCGGAAUUGCAGUAAAGUUGAAGGGCUUAAAGGGCUUGUCGUGCAAGUCAUUCUCAAGGUCUAUGUGACGGAGCGGGAGGAAGAUCAGGUGACGAGUAUUCUUCGCGAGAUGAGGAUGGCUUUGGUGCAGAGAAAUCUUUACAUGGGAGGAUCAGGGGAGAGUGGUAGUAGUUCUUCAACGUCUGUUGGGGACGAGGAAGUUUGUGCUGUUUGCUUGGAAGGGAUGGUUGAAGGAGGGAAGGAAGUGGUUCUCACGCCGUGUAAGCAUAAAUUUCAUGGCGGAUGCAUCAGGCGAUGGUUUGAAGAGAGCGGCUUUUGUCCGCUGUGCCGGUUCUAUGUAGGACCGUAA
Molecule: messenger RNA, 687 nt
Organism: Dendrobium catenatum
Lineage: Eukaryota; Viridiplantae; Streptophyta; Magnoliopsida; Asparagales; Orchidaceae
Exons: 1
Coding region: 1-687 (228 amino acids)
Biological process (GO): ubiquitin-dependent protein catabolic process
Molecular function (GO): ubiquitin protein ligase activity
Source: RefSeq, a predicted model, not a curated record